AUGCACUAUGCAUGCCGCCCCUACCAGCAGAGGGCGGCGUUGCUCAAACAUUUUCGCCUGUGUCUGCGCAACUAUUGCGAGCAGCCUCGCAAACCACAGCAGCAGAAGCUCAACCACCAUCAGCAGCAGCUCCGCGAUGCUGUUUGGCACAGCUGCAGGCGGCUCUCCGCGUGCAGCUUCAGCACUACGUCUGCCUCCUCCUUCCAGCCAUCUCCUGCUGCUGCGUCAGUAUCUGCAGGAGCAGCAGCACGCGAAGGAGUGGCUGAAGCAGAGCGUGCUUCACUCAGUAGCGCCGCAGCCGCUGCUGAACGGCCAGUAGCUGCAGGAGCUGGCGCCUCUCCAGCUGCAUCAGCAGCCGCCGAAGCAGCAGCAGCAGCAGCAACUUCUGCAGCGGCGAAGACUGCAGCAGCAGAAGAGGAUGAGGGGCGGGAGGCGCGGCGCCCGUUUUACUUCGACUAUCAAGCCACCACUCCAGUAGACCCGCGAGUCUUGGAUGCAAUGAUGGUGUACAACAUCGACUGCUUCGGGAAUCCGCACUCUUCUUCGCAUGCAGCGGGGUGGGAGGCGAAGAGGGAAGUGGAGAAAGCGAGGGAGUCGGUUGCUGCAGUGCUGGGCCUGCCGCCGUCGCGCAGCCGCGAAAUAGUGUUUACUUCCGGGGCCACGGAGAGCAACAAUUUGGCGACGAAGGGUUUGGUGCGGUUCUACGAGCAGCAGCAAGCCCACAAGCAGCACCUGCUGCAGCAGCAGGGGAAGCAGGAGCCGGGGAAGCCGCGGAAAAGCCACAUUAUAACGACGCAAAUAGAGCACAAGUGCGUGCUGCAGUGCUGCCGGCUGCUGCACUUGGAGUGGCAGCAGUCUGGGGGCGCGAGCGGAGCCGAAGUGACCUUCUUGCCGGUGUCAGCUGACGGGCUGGUGUCUGCUGCUGCUGUUGCUGCUGCGAUCCGCCCCGAGACGCUGCUGGUCUCGGUGAUCCACGUGAACAACGAAAUCGGAGUUGUGCAGGACUUGCGGGAAAUAGGACGCGUGUGCAGGGAAAAGGGGGUUUUCUUUCACACCGACGCUUCGCAGGGCUUCGGCAAAGUGCCUUUGAACGUCGACGAAAUGAACAUCGACUUGCUUUCCGUUUCCGGCCACAAGAUCUACGGGCCCAAGGGCGUGGGGGCCCUCUUCGUGAGGGCCCGCAGGCCCAAGGUCCGGCUCGCCCCCAUUAUUGACGGCGGCGGACAAGAAAGAGGCAUGAGGAGUGGGACUUUGCCGACGCCUCUAAUUGUGGGCCUGGGGAAGGCGGCUUCGCUGGCGCUGGAGUGUAUGGACAGCGACAGGCGGCACGUGGAGCGUAUGGCGCGUUUGCUGCUUCACCGGCUGCAGCAGCAGCUGCCGCACAUCACCGUCAACGGCAGCCUGAACCGGCGCUACUUGGGGAACUUGAACAUUUCAUUUUCUUUCGUAGAGGGAGAGAGCCUCCUCAUGAGCAUCGGAGACGUCGCCAUGAGCUCAGGAAGCGCAUGCACGAGCGAGUCCCUUGAGCCUUCUUAUGUUUUGAGGUCCCUUGGAGUAGGAGAGGAGACGGCGCACACAUCUAUUCGCAUUGGCCUUGGCCGCUUUACGCGUGAAGAGGAGGUGCGCCACUGCGCUGAUCGAUUAGUCGCUGAAGUCCGUCGGCUGCGUGAAAUGUCUCCCUUAUAUGACGCGGCCAUGGAGGCGAUGAGUGGGAAAACAGAUGACAGUCCCAAGUUGGUUUGGACUUGA
This is a messenger RNA of Eimeria tenella, 1749 nucleotides long. Its product is annotated as cysteine desulfurase, putative. Lineage: Eukaryota; Apicomplexa; Conoidasida; Eucoccidiorida; Eimeriidae. The record is from RefSeq and is a predicted model, not a curated record. Gene Ontology annotation, cellular component: cytosol; mitochondrion. Gene Ontology annotation, biological process: iron-sulfur cluster assembly. Gene Ontology annotation, molecular function: cysteine desulfurase activity. Bases 1 to 1749 code for a protein of 582 amino acids. The transcript is spliced from 5 exons.